GAUGCUGUUAUGCAACUACCGAGACGUCACUGCUGGUGAACUCAACAGUCAAACAGUCGAGAAAGCGGCGACAUUGGCUUUUGCAUCAUCAUGUUCGGAAUGGCAUGAACAGAAAUUGACUUGUAGGCAUUUGAGAGCCAUCCAACUACACGAAUUGACGACUUUUCUAUCUAAUUUCACGAGAACAUCAAGAAAAACAAGUCAACAUGUCUGGCCUGGGUUCCGGCUCUGGAGCGGGAACAACACCUCUCCCCCACCGCUCAGUUGCCAACAUCCGCUCCCCACACACCAGUGGCAACACCAAUCCGUCAACCCCCUCUUCCAGCAGCCGUCCUGUUCCCUCCUCCAGCUUUGGUUCCCCGUCCAGUUUGAGAGCAGAUGAAGAUAUCCUCAUUCUCGAGCUUGGCUCCCGCAAACUGCAAAUAGGGUUCGCCGGGGAUGCCUGUCCGAGGGGCACGGUCUGGUUUACCCCAUCACAGCUCCGCCGGGUGGGAGACUUCCGGGACUGGUCCUCCGAGUCCAAAACCAAUGUGGACUGGAAGACGAAAAAAGUGACGGGCGAGAAGUGGUGGACCAGGGAUCACGAGCUUUGGGAGUAUGAUGUGCGGGAGGUUGAUCUAGGUCUCAUUGGAGACAAGGUAGAGAGGGCGCUCAGAGAAGCUCUUACAAAAUACAUGCUGAUCGAUUCUCGGCCACGGAGAAUGGCGUGCGUGCUGCCCUCUAGCCUUCCUCUUCCCAUGUUAUCGGCAGUACUAGACAGCCUCUUUACACGGUUUCAGCCGCCCACCAUAUCGCUGUUUUCGUCCCCCGUUGCACUGACAGUCGGUGCUGGGGUUCGUUCUGCUCUGAUUGUUGAUCUCGGUUGGAGGGAGACAGUUGUUACCAGUGUUUACGAGUUUCGCGAAGUCAACACCAAGCGUAGUGUUCGUGGGGGGAGAUUGCUUGUGGAACAGACACACAAACUUCUCGCCAGACACCUCCCCGAAAAUCAGAAAAAGAAGGAGGGCACAACCUCCGAAGAUACCCAAGAUUACGACCUGAGUUUUGAGGAAUGCAACGACAUUGCUACUCGUAUGGUUUGGUGCAAGCCACAUUUAUCUUCUCCCAAAGCUCACAAAUCAAAGGAAGGUCUGCCCACCCUCCACGAACAAGAUGAAUCAGACUCUACGGAAGCCGAGUUCCCAACUGAGGCCUCAAAGACGGCCAGAAUUCCACUGCAAUCAUGUCGAUCACCGACCACGAUAGAGCUUCCCUGGGCAGCCCUUGCAGAACCCAGCGAGAAUGCCUUCUUUGACUCCCAGUACUCAGAGAGCAGCUUCGACGAUCAUGAGCUACCUUUGCCUCUGCUUGUCUACCGCAGUCUUCUGCAGCUACCCCUGGAUGUUCGGGCACUUUGCAUGUCUCGUAUCAUUUUCACGGGUGGCUGUGCUAGCGUUUUGGGACUACGUGGCCGUAUUUUUGGCGAAGUUUCCAAGCUGAUAGAGGAGAGAGGAUGGGACGGUGUCCAAGGAAAGGGAGCAGACCAGAUGCGGGCUAAUCCAAAGCUGCAGGGCAAAAGGGGCAGUCGGCCAGCAGUUAGUGGUCCUACUAGUGUCACCAGCCCGCCGGAAGCCGUCGGUGGUCAAGAGCAGGAUGGGGUCUGGCACGAUGCAGCCAAUACUGCCCACGAAGCCUGUCCUGUCGAAGAGCAACUCGCGCGAGGGCAGGAUAAGAGACCAAGGGUGCAGGGGAAGAUGAGGGCCAUUGAGUCUGUCGGGGCGUGGAGCGGAGCAAGCCUGAUAGCGCACCUUAAGGCGGCGCCUAUCGCUACUAUUGAACGCGAGGCUUGGUUGCAGUAUGGUGCCGCAGGAGCGAGCAAGCCCAGCGAGGUUGAUCAGAAGUCAGCCAGACAGAGCUUUGGGCCAGGCGGCCUUAUCAGGGGGUCUGCUGCUAAUAACUCCUGGACAUUGGGGGUUUGGGGUGUGAAUUAGGUGAUGGCCAUCACCAUCUCGUCUUACACCCUCAAACACCCCUUGCCAUUCUUGUGUCUUUAUUUCUGGUUUAUCCCAGGGGGAUAACCGCUGUCACAGUACUUAUUUUAGAUAGAUAUUACCCCGCAAGUGCGGUGCAGUGCAGAACAAAUAGUAUUCAAAAUUCUUUCUUCUCUUUCUCAGUUGUCUUUAUCCCUCCUUCCACCUAGAUUCUUCUAGGCAGCGGUUGCAGAGGAAGCCGACCGGACUGUCGGGACCGCGUGGCA
Podospora pseudopauciseta is the source of this 2236-nucleotide messenger RNA. RefSeq lists its product as uncharacterized. The record is from RefSeq and is a predicted model, not a curated record. Gene Ontology annotation, biological process: microtubule-based movement. The coding region runs from base 207 to 1970 and encodes 587 amino acids. Gene Ontology annotation, cellular component: dynactin complex. The transcript is spliced from 2 exons. NCBI's taxonomy places the organism in Eukaryota, Fungi, Ascomycota, Sordariomycetes, Sordariales, Podosporaceae.